Molecule: messenger RNA, 2048 nt
Organism: Pyrus x bretschneideri (Chinese white pear)
Lineage: Eukaryota; Viridiplantae; Streptophyta; Magnoliopsida; Rosales; Rosaceae
Product: ruBisCO large subunit-binding protein subunit alpha
Exons: 8
Coding region: 106-1863 (585 amino acids)
Biological process (GO): protein refolding
Molecular function (GO): ATP-dependent protein folding chaperone; ATP binding
Source: RefSeq, a predicted model, not a curated record
CCCAAACGGCAAAACCCUAGUAAAGUAAAAGCUGCGAGAGCCUCUUAUCCACACUCACACUCUUCCUACUCCCUCACGAAAGCUGCGACCUUUGAAGCUCUGACAAUGGCGUCGGCCAACGCUCUUACUUCUGCUUCCGUCCUCUGCUCUCCCAAACAGAGUUUGAGAAGGGGGGUGAAUCAGCAGCAAAACAAUAGGGUGAAUUACAGGCAAUCAAGGGGUCGCUUUGUUGUGAAGUCCUCUGCAAAGGAAAUUGCUUUUGACCAGCAUUCAAGGCGUGCGCUACAGGCUGGAAUUGAUAAGCUUGCGGACGCUGUUGGCCUUACUCUUGGUCCUAGGGGGAGGAAUGUUGUAUUGGAUGAGUAUGGUAGUCCUAAAGUUGUCAAUGAUGGAGUCACUAUUGCUAGAGCUAUUGAGUUACCUGAUGCGAUGGAAAAUGCUGGUGCAGCCCUAAUUAGAGAGGUUGCUAGCAAGACCAAUGACUCUGCUGGUGAUGGAACAACAACUGCAUCAAUUCUUGCACGGGAGAUAAUCAAGCUAGGGCUCUUGAGUGUGACCUCUGGUGCAAAUCCUGUUUCGAUAAAGAAGGGUAUUGAGAAAACGGUACAAGGGCUGGUGGAGGAGCUAGAGAAUAAGUCUAGGCCUGUUAAGGGUCGUGAUGACGUUAAGGCUGUCGCAACUAUUUCUGCUGGAAAUGAUGAGCAAAUUGGGACAAUGAUUGCUGAUGCUAUUGACAAGGUUGGACCUGAUGGUGUCCUGUCGAUUGAGUCAUCCUCCUCAUUUGAGACUACCGUCGAGGUAGAAGAAGGAAUGGAGAUUGACAGAGGAUAUAUCUCCCCUCAAUUUGUUACAAACCCUGAGAAAUUGGUUGUUGAAUUUGAGAAUGCAAGAGUUUUGGUUACUGACCAGAAGAUUUCAGCUAUCAAGGACAUAAUUCCAUUGUUGGAGAAGACCACUCAGUUGAGAACCCCUCUGCUUAUAAUUGCUGAGGAUGUCUCUGGGGAGGCUUUGGCGACUCUUGUUGUGAACAAGUUGAGGGGUAUACUGAAUGUUGCCGCUAUCAAAGCUCCCGGUUUUGGUGAACGGAGAAAGGCUCUCCUCCAAGAUAUUGCGAUUUUGACAGGAGCUGAGUUUCAAGCCAGUGAUCUGAGUCUACUGGUUGAGAACACCUCAGUUGAGCAGCUUGGUUUGGCCCGAAAGGUGACAAUCUCAAAGGACUCAACUACCAUUAUUGCUGAUGCAGCAUCAAAAGAUGAGUUGCAGGCCAGAAUUGCACAGCUGAAGAAAGAGUUGUCUGAGACAGAUUCUGUUUAUGAUUCAGAAAAACUGGCUGAGAGGAUUGCCAAAUUAUCAGGUGGGGUUGCUGUUAUAAAGGUCGGUGCUGCUACAGAGACUGAACUUGAGGACCGUAAGCUCCGUAUUGAGGAUGCCAAGAAUGCUACUUUUGCUGCCAUAGAGGAAGGGAUUGUCCCUGGUGGUGGUGCUGCUUUGGUGCAUCUCUCAGCAUAUGUUCCUGCCAUCAAGGAAAAACUUCUCGAUGCAGAUGAGCAGCUAGGUGCUGACAUUGUCCAGAAGGCACUUGUAGCACCAGCAGCAUUGAUAGCUCAAAACGCAGGAGUUGAAGGCGAAGUGGUGGUGGAGAAAAUAAGGGAUAGUGAAUGGGAGGUUGGUUACAAUGCAAUGACAGACAAGUACGAGAACUUGGUGGAUGCCGGUGUUAUCGACCCAGCAAAGGUAACAAGAUGUGCUUUGCAGAACGCAGCCUCGGUUGCCGGAAUGGUCUUGACCACUCAGGCCAUUGUGGUGGAAAAGGCUAAGCCCAAGUCGGCUGCGGCCGCUGCCCCACAAGGCAUGACUGUGUAAUAUGUAGUUUUUUUAGAUUGUCAGAAUUUUGGUAGAGUGGAUUCUGCGGUGAAUUCGGGCCAAAGACGGUUGUUAAAACUUGUGUUAUCACUAAGAAUGUGCCCUUUUUGUACGGAUUGACAACAAUGAUUGUUUCUAAAUAAAAGAUGUGAUAAAAUUGAAAGCUCUCGCUUUGCUUUCACUAA